CUCACCAUUACGUCUAUACUUCAGCGGUUUUCUUAUACUUGUUUACAUCGAGUUGUUAUUGUUAUUGUGUUUGUUAUGGUAGUUUAAUAGGUGUAUUCCCUCACCUAUAGAGGCACAGCGGACCAAAAUGUGGAGAUGGAGGGAAUCGAGUACAGCACCGAGCCAUUUGAGAGUUUAUAUGAGGUGUAUGAGGAGAUAGGCAGUGGGCAGUUUGCAGUUGUUCGUCGGUGUGUAGAGAAAGCUACUCGUGCUGAAUAUGCUGCUAAAUACAUCCGCAAAAGACGUGUGGCAUCCUCCCGACGGGGGCUGCCACUGGAAUCCAUUGCAAGGGAAGUUCGUGUCUUACAGAUGAUCGACGAUCACCAAAACAUUAUCUCGCUCCAUCAGGUGUUUGAUAAUGGACAGCAAGUUAUCCUAGUGUUGGAAUUGGUGCGAGGGGGAGAGUUAUUUGAUCAUAUUAGUGAGAGAGAGAGACUGUCAGAGGAAGAGGCAUCAGCAUUUUUACAUCAGAUCUUGCAGGGUGUCUGUCACAUGCAUUCCUUGGGUCUAGCUCAUCUUGAUUUGAAGCCAGAAAAUGUUCUACUACUAAGUAAAAACCGGCAACACAUAAAAUUAAUUGAUUUUGGUCUGUCUCGAGUCAUCACAAAGGCAGAGGAAGUGAGAGACAUGAUGGGUACUGCAGAGUUCGUGGCUCCUGAGAUUGUCAACUAUGAGCCGCUGUGUCUGGCCACAGACAUGUGGGCCAUUGGGGUCAUAACAUAUAUCUUGUUGUCUGGAUCUUCACCAUUCUUAGGUGAUACACAGCAGGAGACAUUUAACAACAUAACAGCUGUGGAUUACACGUUUGACAGCGAGUAUUUUUGUGGCACCUCGGACCUGGCCAAGGAUUUCAUCUGUCGCUUGUUGGUUAAAGAUGCCAGAAAACGAUUGACGGCUGAGGAGUCACUAGCACACCCCUGGAUGGAGCCACAGUCGCAAGAACAGGAAGAGGAGCGCCGCGAUGCACAAACAAACAUGGAUAACUUUAAAUCGUACCAAGCCCGACGGAGAUGGAAGCAUUCUGUCAAAGUUGUGACGUUAUGUAAUCGUUUGUCAAGAAGUGCCAAAUUACGAAGUCAGAGUGCUGAGCUCCUGGAUGCCAAGUCUAGUGCCAUUACUCUACAAGAAGACCGGGAUGCCAGCUUUGUGCUCUCCGCCCUGGUGGCAGCUGUCGAGGAGGGUAACCUGCCCGGCCUCGAGAAGCUCUUCAAUGUUGCACAGAAUAUUGAUGUCAACAUGGCUAACAAGCAUGGCGAGAGUGCUAUCCACCUCUCUUGCGGUUUGGGGCAGUUAGAGCCACUCAAGUUCCUGGUGAAGAAAGGUGGCGGACUUGACGCUACAGAUGCCCAGGGCGACACACCUCUGCACUGGGCUGCUCGUCAAGGCCACGCCCAUGUCAUCGCUUACCUCAUCGAGCAAGGAGCACAAAUCAACACUCAAAAUAAGAACGGAGAGUCGUGUCUUCAUGUGGCAUGUCGGUAUGGCCACACAGUUGUCGUUCAAAACUUGUGCCUCUGUAACAUGAAUCUGGAUCUGCAGGAUGAGCACGGAGAGACAGCGCUGCACAUUGCGGUCUGGCACGGCUUCCCACGAAUUGUUCAUCACCUGUGUUCUGCUGCAGCUAACACUGAACUUACAGAUAAGGAGAGUCAAACUCCCUUACAUGUCGCUAGUGGACGAGGACACGUGGAGUGUGUUCGGGGGCUGGUUGGUGCUGGGGCAUGUGUGGACGCUCAGGACGGUCAUGGUACCACCCCUCUUCAUCAUGCCUUGGCUCGCCACCACACACAGGCAGCGAUGAUACUCCUCCAUGCUGGUGCCAACACAGAUAUAACAGAUGAUAUAGGGGAGGCUCCCAUACAUAUUGUAGCAAGAGAAGGCUUGUUGGCUUUAGCUCAGACUCUAUGUGCCUUUGGAUGUAGUGUUGAUGUCUCCAACAAGGCAGGUCUGUACCCCUUGCAUCUAGCAGCCAAACAUGGACAUACAGAGCUAGUGAGGUGCCUGUGUUUGGCUGGGUGCAUGGUGGAACAGAAGAGCCGUGAUGGGAUCCUAGCUGAAGUGUCUGCCAUGGCCCAGGGGUACGACGACAUUGCUGAUCUUCUGAACAAACUCAGAGGGGAACAGCAGCGAGAGGAGUACAUACAGCAACUCAUCCCAAGCCUCUCGUCCAUUCCCCGGAUCAAGGUGAAGAUCUUGGGUCACUCGGGAUCAGGGAAGACCGCCCUCGUCGAGACCCUUAAGACCGGUUACUUCUCCUCCUUUUUCCGCAGGAGUAAAAGUAACACCUCUUCCACAUCAAUAGGGUCAGCAGGAAAGAGUCCCUCUGCUAUGAAGGGUCACUUUGAAAUGGAGUCGCCCCUAAGCUCUCGUCAGAACUCUCUUACCUUCGAACCCUGUGAGAAUUACACUAAAGGCAUCGAUGUUCAACAGGUAAAUAUCUCCGGUGUGGGUGAACUGUCGCUGUGGGAGUUCUCAGGUCACGAGGCGUACUUCCCAGUGUACGACCACUUCAUUGGCAAUACAUCUUGUGUUCACCUUAUAGUAUUCCCUCUCAACCAGCCAUUUGAUGUUCAGUUACAACAGUGUUCCUUCUGGAUGUCCUUCCUCCAAGCUCGGAUUCCUCCCAUGGAACCUUUAAAUGUUCGGGGAAAGCCAAGCAAACCGGCAAAAGUGACUCUAGUGGGAACUCAUGCUGACGUGGCCCAGUGUCACCGUAACCUCCAGGGAGACUUCGUGGCCCCUCAAGUCCAUCUUCUGCAGGAGAAGCUUCUGAAUCUCUUUGGUGAUGUAUUUGAAGUGCACGAUACAGUGUAUGUGGUGGAUGCCACGGCUCCGGGCUCUACUGCUGUCCGCGCCCUCAAACAGUACUUGGCAGACUGCAAGGCCAAAGUUACCCAGGGCUGGAGCGGAGCCAGUGUGGCGUAUGCUGUUGGGGCGGCUGUUAGCGGUGAUGGAUAUACGAUCCUGCAACCUGACGCGUGUGAGGGAGUACCACGGGUGACAGGCUUCCUGGGUGCAGUGGUCAGCACCUUGGCUGAGUGGCGAGCAUCACUGGGGGAGUUCCCUGUGGUGUCGUGGCCCCAGUUUGUUGAUGUCACUCACCAGCGGGUCAACCCCCUUGCUGGUGAAGAACAUUUGCGAGAGGUGGUCCAGCAGCUACAACUAAUGGGUGAAGUAGUGUAUUUGAAGGCGGAGGCACAGGACCUGGUUGUGCUCGACCCUGCAUGGCUCACCCAUCAACAGUUGGGGCACCUCCUCUCUACACAGUAUGCUGCCCAGGCUAGGGUCACUGGCUGCUACACUGUUGAUGACUUCCAAAUGAGCUUCCCUGAGUGUGAUGCCUUGGACCUAUUACAGGUUUUAGAGGCUUUACACCUCUGCACUCAAUGUGACAAUGAUGGAGAAAUUGAAUAUGAAUUUCCUUGCUUCAAUCAAGUUGAAACCCUGGAUGGACUGUGGGAGAAGGUUGAUCCACGAUACACAGACGGUGUAUAUGGUGGUGUGAGGCUACGCUCCCCUGCACCAACACAGUAUAUUCUGCCACCAAUUUACGUCCGUUUGCAGGUUCAGCUUCGGAGGUCUUGGCAAGAAUACCCAGAGAGGGACACGGACUUAUACCAAUGGUGCAGCGGCUCCAAGUUCUGCUCGGGCCCCCUGGAAGCUCUACUUACUCUUGAGGAGGGAGGGGAGGCCAUUGAGCUCAAGGUUCGAGGACCGCCAGAAUCGGGACCUGUUGCAUUUUUCUUCAUGGAGGAUCUGUUAGCUAUGAUUGACCAGGUGCUUGUGGAGAUGUGUCCAGGUCUUGUGCUAGAGAAACAUGUCCUGAGUGCUGAUCAACUCACUUCCCACUCGUCUACUGUGUAUGCCUGGCCCCCGGCGGACAUCUACACAUCCUUGCUUGGCGGUGGUGUGCGGGCAUCUCUUCAUAACCCAUUAACAGAGAAAGAUGAAACAUUCUCCCAGUUAGUGUGUUUUGGAUCACAGGAUGUUGUGUCCAGUUUAGUGGUUGGUGGUGAGGUGCACAUCUCCAGCCUCUGUACAGUGACUGUCCAGCGUCUAGCAGCUCUCAUGGAUCCACCACACCUUCGUGGCUCAGACUGGUGUGUUCUGGCAGUCAAAUUGGGACUACAACAUCUAUUGCCCUCACUGGACACGCAAGGUGGCUCCUCCCAACACUCCCCAACUGCCACUCUCUUGCACUCUUGGGGUCAGGCUCCCACAGCCACACUCGGUGCUCUAGUAAAUGAACUCCGUGGAAUGGAACGCGAGGAUGCGGCAAUAGCUGUGAUGUGUGGUGCUCCGCUGUACCAACUCGCGCCCCCGGACGACGACACAACAUCAGACUCUCCGCCAAUAUCUUCCACCUCGGCCACGUCCACUUCUAACCUUUCCAGAUGAGCUACAGCACCACAGGAACCCCACCAGACCUCAACACCAUCUACAUAGAAAUACCAUCUACCAUUGCAAUAAUAUUCUUAUGGCUAGUCUCUAUUCCGCAGAUAGGAUAAUUAAGACAUGUUACGUCACUUUUUGAUAAUACCCUGUUUUCCACUUCUCGAAUACAAAGACUACCUGACAUGAAGAACCAUUCGGGUAUUGUAGUUUGGUAGGUAGGUUGUCGUGUUUAAAUACAUUACUGUACUACAAUGAAAGGUGCAGCACAAAAUGGUCCUAGGUGUUUCUCUCCGUUGUUUUAGCACAUGUAAUAAAGGCUUGAAACUACUGGAAAGUUACUGUAUGUUUUUAGAGCUUCGGAGUAACUUUUCACAGAGAGAGAAAUAGAGAGAGAGCAUCAAGAGCAUCACAUGAAGCAACAAUCCAGAAAGUGUGUGUUAUGAUCUUCCUGUCCAGUUCAGUACAGUAUGCAGUGCAGUUUGAUACUGUAGUUAUACAUAUAUUAUGUUUGUGUGCCAAGUUGUUUCUUUCUUAAUGUUAUUGUUGGUCAUUUAUACUUGUUAUGUAGGGUUUUUUUUUUUUUUUGUAUUUAUUGGGUAAAGCUAAAUGUUAUAUUUUAUACAUCUGCCCCCACUGAGAAAGGCGACAUCCUCCGAGGCAAAAGGUGUUGUGCUCAGUAAGGCCUUUUCUCCCAUUUGGUCUGUAACUAUAAUGGUCCAUAAUGCUUCAUACCACACCAUGUUGUCUCCUUGUUUGUAGUGAACACCAUGUGACUAUGUGAUACUUAUGGUUUAUUUAUUGUAGUGCAACAAAUUCAGAACAAAUAAUCACCAAUUGUUGUCCGUAAUUUACCUUUAAAAUUAAUGAAGAAAUUCCUUGGAGUUCUUGAAUUAUAUAAAGUUACACACGUUUUUGUAAGAGUACACAGAGUUUCAAAAUCUCUCUUUUUUUCUUUAAAUGCCAAACAUAAUUCUAACUUGAAUCCUAUCAUGUUUGGUAAUGUUGUUACAUAUCUAAAUGCAUUCAUGUUGUAUAAAUGUUCUUACUAUGUAUAAAGAAUCACAUCUUUUCAUGAAUAUGUCAUUUUUUAUAGUAUUUGGAAAUAGCUUAAAAUAACUUAUACACUCAUUUGGUAUUCUCAGAUGAGUGUUCACGAUUGUAGGUACAGAGUCAGGAACCUGUGAGAGCAUUGUGAUAAUACUCUCCAGAACAGUGGACUCUUUUUAGUCGGCCAGCAACGCCUUACAGAUCCUGCACAAAGCUGUUAGUAAAUCUUUGUAGAAGCUUUUGAUAUGGAACUUGGUGGCCGGUUGCUAGUCUCAUGCCGUCCUUCCAGCGCGAAUAUUAUGUCCAUCGGGGGGCUAAAAGUCAUCGUAGGUAAAUGGUUUUCAUCUUAUUAUGUCACCAGUUGCAUUUACAGUCUUAUAUAUUGUAAAUGGUUUUCCAUUAUAUAACUUAUGAAGAUUUUUUUAUACCUUGAACAUGUAAUGUGACUGAACAAUUGCAUAAUCAUACACAACUCCAGCAUCCAGUGAUAGUCCUGUACCUUAGGUUGAUGGUGUGGGUUUAGGAGCAUAUUUAUCAUUAACUUAGUGAUAAAGUUUCCUGCAGUGUAGAAAAAAUGUAGAUGGAGAUAGAGGUCUAGUCUGCUGUAGCAUUAAAUAAGCUAAAUUGUAAGGUAUUAUUUUAUGUGAUAUACUAAAUUUGUAAAAUGUUGAUUAUUUUCCUUGUUUAAAUGUUUGCAAUUUUUUUGGUGCAAAGAACUUCAUAGAGUUUGCAUUCUGCUGCCCUAAAUUGAGAACACGAAAACUUGCAAGCUGGACUCUACUUUACCCAGGAUCAGCAUCUAAGGAAGCGAGUUAUUAGAAGCAGGGAAAUGAACUCUCCAAUUUACUGUGACUAAGAAACCAUGCACAAGCUGGUCCUUAAAUUGAGUUAAUUCCCAUUGUGCUAAUGUUAGGUAAUAUACGAUUAAAAGAAAGGGUCGGAAAUGACAGAAAGACUUAAAGAAAUGAUGAUAGAGCAAAGUCAAAAUAUACUGUAUGAAUAUAGUAAUGUAGUAAAAAUCUAGUACAGGUACCCAUAUAUUCACCCUUUUCCUGUGUGUUUGUUUUAAAGCUCAAAUGGUUCACCAAGAACAGUUGAGUGGGAAGAAAACAAAUUCAAUAUUUUUUUGUUUAAACAAUCAUGACCUGCUCAAAAGUAGCUGUAGCUAUAUUAUUAAUUCUGCAUAGCUUAGUGUUCCUUCGUGCAUUCUCAUACUCCACACUGUACUGUCUCUACAGACAUAUUUUUUUUUCUCAUCUGUCUUUCUAAGCUUCCUUCCUUCCAGAUACACGAGUCACCCUGGUUUUGUAUCACAUUCCUGUACAGUAUUGUAUUGCAGAUGCUUGGUAGCAUUUCUUGUGUAUCUACCAUAUCAAAAUGUAAAAUUAUUUUGUAUAUGUUUCAAAUACUUUUCGUUUUUGACACAAAGGUGUGUAAAGUAGUCAAAAGGCAGUAAAUUUGGAGGCAGUUUUGUCUGGGCCAGUGUGCAUUAAAUGUAAGUAAAGGGAUUAUUUAUUGAGUAGUGAACACUUUGUUAUUCAAACAAUCUUGUAAUAAAGUCUUUGAAAAGUAUAAUUAACAUAUCAGCAAAUAAUGGCCACUAAGCCACUCUAGUCCUUUAAAGCUUAUUUCUUCAUCAAUGCAAUCAGAAUUCUCUAAAAUACAAAAUUCAAUUAAUUUCAAAUACUAUACACAAACAUCUUUCUAAUCUGGCAUGAUAGUAUAAUAGUCUGGUGCUUUUCAAUUACAACAUAGCUCUUGGUAAACCAAUUAUUCAGAAUACUUUUCACUAUCAUACUCUGGCAACACAGGACAAUACCUCUUAUUGGCUGAUGCUUGGUAAUGUUGCCUUGCCAUUGGCUGGGGCUUCCAGCACGCUUGCCACUUCCUGGCCUCCAUUGCACAAGGAGUGUGGGAAGAGGGUACACCAUUGGGAAAUAUAGAACCCUUGCUGAUAAACACCACAACUGCGCAUCUCCCAGCAGUUAUGUUCAGGCACUGGGGAAAGCUGGGCUGGUAAAGACUAAAGCUCUUGUCAACCUUUUUUAUUAAGCUGAAGUGUUUUAAAACCUUAGUAGAGACCACCAGUGUUGCCAGUUACAAUUUAUUAACAUAUUAGUGUAUCAGGGAUGUGUACCAGGUUGUAGGGGGAACAUUUAGAAGUUCAGAAAAUCCACUGAUCUGGUAUGACUGGUACUAAUCAUGCUGGGGCUAAAGAGAGAUUGAUGUAUUUGUAUCUGAGAACUUAAAUAACCACAUAAUUAUUCCCCAAAUCUGUUGUGUUUCAGUGUCCAACAUCCAAUACAAGAAAUACUGGAAAAUUGUAUUUAGCCACAGAUAGUGACUAGUAAGGCUAUAUGUUUGCUAAAAUUAUCCCUGAAGAGUUUGAAACCAGUAAUGGCAAUUUUGUUCAACAAGAAAUUGCAUAUUAUGUGUUUGAAAUAGUUAAUGUUAUUUACCACUAUUGUUACCCAAAAUUGUGCUUUCAGGUCUUUCACCCACUUCGGUUCAUGUGUGAUAACUGACCACUAGCUUAGUAACUCCUAAUGAACUGUAUUUGCCUUUGAUAUUUAAAGCAGUGACAAACAGUUAUGUAGAAAAGUGAAUACUAUAUGGAAGUAGCAUAAUAUUCUGGGGAUUUUGUUUAAGGGAUGCCAUUCAGACCAUAACCAGAUUCCUAAAUGUAAGUUUUAAUCAUAUCACAAAAUGAUAGUUAAUGUUGCUUUUUUCACAUUCCAUUAUUGUAUAGCGGUGUGGCUGUCUCUCCAAGGUCUUGCGUGGGUGCCAUAUGCACUUAUUUAUUGCUUUUAUACACAUCUUAAUUUAAGGAAAAUAAUUUA
Homarus americanus (American lobster) is the source of this 8321-nucleotide messenger RNA. Its product is annotated as death-associated protein kinase 1-like. Gene Ontology annotation, molecular function: protein serine/threonine kinase activity; ATP binding; protein binding. Gene Ontology annotation, cellular component: nucleus. NCBI's taxonomy places the organism in Eukaryota, Metazoa, Arthropoda, Malacostraca, Decapoda, Nephropidae. The coding region runs from base 136 to 4437 and encodes 1433 amino acids. Gene Ontology annotation, biological process: intracellular signal transduction; positive regulation of apoptotic process; protein phosphorylation. The record is from RefSeq and is a predicted model, not a curated record. The transcript has 30 exons.